Molecule: messenger RNA, 1533 nt
Organism: Pseudopipra pipra
Lineage: Eukaryota; Metazoa; Chordata; Aves; Passeriformes; Pipridae
Gene: TSNARE1
Product: t-SNARE domain containing 1
Exons: 14
Coding region: 255-1130 (291 amino acids)
Biological process (GO): vesicle fusion; intracellular protein transport; vesicle-mediated transport
Cellular component (GO): endomembrane system; membrane; SNARE complex
Molecular function (GO): SNARE binding; SNAP receptor activity
Source: RefSeq, a predicted model, not a curated record
GUGGUGUGGGGCGGGCGGGGCCGCGGCUGUCACGUGAUGUUUGGGUGCCGGCGGUGACGGGCGCGCGGCGGCAGAGACAACACUGCUGAGCUGGGCCUGUGCUCUGUUGGGUUUUUGCUGCGCAGUGCUGAACGAGCAGCUCCACAACACAAGGGAGUAAAAUUACGGAUUAAAAGAAAGUCUAAGACCGGGGGAGCAGAACGAAGGAAGCAGUUGGUUUGAAGUGUAAUCUCACAUCCAUCACUAUCUAGAAAAUGUCUUAUGGAUCCAUUGAUGGGAGUGGAUUUGGGAGCAGGAACCCAUUUGGAGGCCCUUCGAGACAAGGCUAUCAACCUCUCGCCACCCAGAUUGAUCCCAGCGAACUGCAGGAGCUUUUUCAGGAGACUUCAGCCAACGUGUUCCGAAUUAACUCCAAUGUGACCUCUCUGGAAAGAAGUCUUCGAUCUCUGGGGACCUCAAACGAUACUCAAGAGCUGCAGGAUGGACUGCAUGCGACCCAGCAGGAGACUAAUAAAACCAUCACCACCAGCACCAAAGCCAUCAAGCAGCUGUCUGAGAUUGUCAGAGGCUCAUCCAGGCAAGAGAGGCUCCAGCUGGACAGGCUGAAGAACCAGCUGUCGGAUGCCAUCCAGAGAUACGGAGCUGUGCAGAAGAAAAUAGCAGAAAAAUCCAAAGCUUUGCUUCCCACUGGGCAGAGAAGCACCAAACAGCAGAGCCCCAAGACCCCCUUCUCUGACCUACCUGAUGAUGAGAAGAUCUUUAAUGGGGGAGAUGCCACGUGGCAGAACCAGAGCCAGGACCAAGCCUUGCUCUCGGAAAUCACGGAGGAGGAUCUGGAGGCCAUUCGGCAGCGGGAAGAGGCCAUUCAGCAGAUUGAGAGUGACAUGUUGGAUGUGAACCAGAUCAUUAAAGACCUGGCCUCCAUGGUGCAUGAGCAAGGAGAUGCAAUAGAUAGUAUUGAAGCCAACAUUGAGACGGCGUCUUCUAACGUAGACUCAGCCAAUGAGCAGUUGGCAAAAGCCAGUCAGCACCAACUACGAGCCAGGAAGAUGAAGUGCUGCCUCCUCUCCAUCGCCUUGGCUGUUCUGGUGCUCAUUGUCAUCAUCAUCGCGGUCUCUGUCAAGCGCUGAGCUGGUUGUGGUUUACACAGAGCCUGUGAUCCCCCUGGGAAGCUGGAAUGGAUUCUCCAGGCAUUGCACAUUCAGGCCCUGUGUCCAUGUCUGCGUUACUGACACGUCCCAUCGAACCUGCUACACCAACAAACACAAAUUGUAUGAAAAAAGAGCUAAAUUUCAUACUGUGUGUUGGUACCAUUUUGAAUAAUUUUGCCUAUUUCUUUUCCCCUUCGUUGUAGACAUGUUUUACCUCAGAUUUUAAUUGCGUCCCCUGUGUCUGGGGAAUGCUAUUCCUCUGCCUUCAGAUUUGCUAUACAAUGUGCUGUAAGAUAAGUAGCUUUUAAUUCAUCUCCAUUGUUUGUGUUUUUAACCUGCUCCUGAUCUCCAGUUCUGCUCAUUUAAAACCAUGAAAGUCAAA